Molecule: messenger RNA, 2882 nt
Organism: Nymphaea colorata (pocket water lily)
Lineage: Eukaryota; Viridiplantae; Streptophyta; Magnoliopsida; Nymphaeales; Nymphaeaceae
Exons: 13
Coding region: 145-2589 (814 amino acids)
Biological process (GO): mRNA processing; regulation of mRNA splicing, via spliceosome
Cellular component (GO): spliceosomal complex
Molecular function (GO): RNA binding
Source: RefSeq, a predicted model, not a curated record
UUCCCCUCCGACGAAAAUAUCUUUCGAAGGCGAACCCUAGAGGUGUUUUCUUGAGACCGAGGAAAACUCUCUCUCUCUCUCUCUCUCUUUCUCAGCUCUGGUUAGGGGUUCCGGCAGCCGGAGCGUGCAAUCGGAGCCGCGAAGAUGUCGGGCGGUUUCUUUCGAGGCACGUCGGCUGAUCAAGACACUCGUUUCUCGAACAAGCAAGCGAAGCUACUCAAGUCCCAGAAAUUCGCAGCAGAGUUGGAGCAUCAGGUUGAUAUGACGAAAGUGAAGGUGGAUGUUAUUAGGCCAUGGAUUGCGAAUCGAGUGACUGAGCUUCUCGGUUUCGAAGAUGAAGUUCUUAUCAAUUUCAUAUUUGGACUGCUAGAAGGAAAAAAUGUGGAUGGGAAGCAAGUCCAAAUACAAUUGACUGGGUUCAUGGAGAAAAAUACGGGGAAGUUCAUGAAGGAGCUAUGGAGUUUAUUGCUUAGUGCACAGAAGAACAUUAGUGGAGUACCUCAGCAAUUUUUAGAUGCCAAGGAAGAAGAGACGAAGAAGAAAAAGGCUGAGGCUGAUCGUAUUAACCUGGAAAUUCAGAAAAGGAAGGAGAAGGAUAAUAGGGAAAUGGAGCAAGGCCAUAAGAAGGAACUGGAUGGUGAGACUGAUGACUCGAGAGCUGCUUUCCGUGCUUCUGAUGCUACCUCAAUGCAUUUGUUGACCAACUCUAGCCUAGAAGACAGCAAAGUAGGGGCACAUAAAUUGCAAGGAAGAGAAAGGAUUGCAAGUUCCCCACAUGGUUUGGACCAGUCGCCCACACAUCACAGAAAAUCUUCACAUUCCCCUCGGCCGAGGAGCAAGUCCUUCUUAAAUAACAGGAGCCCCUCAAGGUCUGGCUCUUCUAGUGAAAGAUCUAGAUUGGAAAGUGUGUCAAGAUCUCCUAGACGUCGAAGGCGCUCCCGUUCUGUUGAUAGGCGCUCUUUUUCUCCAGUACAUUCUCCACACGGUAAGCAUUCAUCACGUUAUGCUAGGUCACCGCCUAGACGCAGACCACAUUAUCCAAGGCGGCGAUCACCCUCACCAUUGCCAGUAAGACGUAGGUCUCAAACUCCUAUUGAGCGUAGAUCCUCUUCUCCUCUACGCCGCAAAUCGCCAUCCCUUCUGAAGAGAAGGUCUCGAUCACCAAGAUAUAGGUCUCCUUCACCUGUGCGAAGGAGAUUUUCUCCAGCACGUUCUCCACCUCAUCGCAGAUCUCCUUCUCCUUCUAGAAGGAGAUUGCCUUUGCUUCAAUCCCCAAAAUACCGCCGAUCUCCUGUUCGGUCACCAAGAAGACGCCAUGUGGAGGUUUCUCCUGUUCGAAGAAAUCGGAGUCGGAGUCCAUACAGAAGUCACAGUCCUCCAUAUAGAAGUCGUAGGAGCUUGAGUAGAGAGCGUGUUGCUCAUGCAAAUGGUUCAGAUCCAAGAAGAUAUAGAAACGAAGAAAAGAGUCAUAGGGCAUAUGGAAGAAGGUCCCCAGAUGCACAUGCUAUUGAGAGAAGUGAGAGUAAACGCUCUGGUGGAGGAUACGAGCGUCAUGGUCCUUCAGUGCGGCCACUAUCUAUUAAUUUGAGGUCACCACAACGUGACGUAAAGUUGCCACCUGAUUCCUCUCAUAAAAUCUCCACAUUGUCACCUUCAGAAGAGCCAGUUCGCAGUCAGUUGGACUCACCUGUGUAUGACAGGAACAAAAAUAUGAACCAGAGGAGUGAUAUGGUUCAAGGUGACAGCUCUAGAAUGCUUCAUAAGGAACAAAGGGUUCGCCAAGACAGUCCAGAGACAAGUACAGAUGAGGAUGGUGUUCCUUACCAGAAAAGUCCCUCACAGAAGCCGGUGCAGCAACCUGCACGCAUGCUUGAAGAAAUUGAGUAUGGCCCUGGUCGGCUAGGGAACACUGUUUCUCAUAAUCAUGCACUGGUGAGGCAGUCAUCUUCAAGACGAUAUGCUAGAGAUAAUUCGUCUCCAGAAGAAAGGCUUGAUGAUGCACAUGCCACUCCAAAUAAAUUUGACACAAAAGACAAGAACGACAGAAAGAUGAGCCGAUCACCUGCAGAUGAUGAUUUUGGCAUGGAGUACGAAAAAGAGCACACCAAACGAUCCACAAAGAUAGUGGAACACGCUGAUAGGAUUGGCAGAUAUGAGUCAGACGCUGAGGAAAGUGCAGAUUCUAGGUAUCGUAAUUUGGGCAGCAAAAAAAAGAAGAGGGAAGGAGAUGAAAGAUCACCUCGUGAUGAUGAUGACAAUUCACAAAGUGAUGAGAGGAAGCAAGCAAAAAGAAGAAGGAAGGAAGAAAAAAGGUUGCGGAAGGAGGAGAGAAGGCGCAGACGGGAAGAGCGGCAUAGGAGGAGGGAAGAGCGACAUGCAGCAAAGAUGAAAUCCAAAUCUGGUGUUGCUAUUUCCGUUGACAUUCGGGAAAAUGACAGAGGUGCUGAUCAGUUGGACAGUGAUGAUGCGCAUGAAAAUUCCCAUCAAAGUGAUGCAGAGGAAGCUGAAUCAGAGCAAAAAAGGUUGGAGAUUGAGCUUCGGAAAAAGGCUCUUGAAUCAUUGCGAGCAAAGAAGGCUGUUGUUCAUUAAAUCUCAUCCCAACAUGUUGGAACAGCUUUGUUUUGUAGCAACCUAGUCAGACAGCGGUGGUCGUUAUGGAGAAUGUAAGUGUUCUUUCUUUAAGCCAUUAUUAUGAUGUAUUCUGUGUUUACUUUUGACAGUAAAAGUUUAUCCCCCCUGAUUUCCUGAACAAUUGAAUCAUGUAACCAUUCCAAAAAUUGUUCUGCUGGCCGUGAGAAUUCAACCUUGCCUCUGAUGGCCAUGACCUUACUUACACUACUAUGCCAACUUUUUAAAGUGUAAUUCGAUAUCGAUUUUCUUUC